AUGGCAAUUUCCGAUUCUCUGAAUCGGCGCAUACGAGCACGUCCGGAUGAAGAUGACGAUGUCUACUCGACAGUCUCCACAUCAGAUGAAAUGGAGGAAGAGUCAGGCGAAGAAUUAGCUUCUGAUGACGAGCUUGAGGACGCCGGGUCUUCUAUGGAAGAUGACGAGGACGACAGUGAUGUUGAUGAAGAGGAUGAAGAUGAGGACGCCAAUAAGUCCGAUACCGCCGAUGAGAGGGAAGUGGUUCAGGCAGAGUUCAGCCAGAUAUCUUUUGGCGCUCUCGCAAAAGCGCAAGAAACGAUCGGAAAGUCGCUCGGAAAGCGCAAGCGCUCCGACUCGAGCGCCAAAGCAGCAACGUCUGACAACACCGUCUCUGCUCUCGAUGACAUCCGCGCUCGACUUCGCGAAGCACGCGAAAAACGAGGCGAGUCUUCCAAGUCAAAAGAGAAACCAAAGCGUUCUUCCAAGCACGCGCCGACCGUUCAGUCCACCAAGCAUGCGGUCUCUCGCAAACGCGUCGUCGUGGAACAGACCAAUGUCCCCAAACCACGAGACCCGCGCUUUGACCCGGCCAUUAUGAGCCGCAGUGGCUCCAAGCACAGUACCACCGCAAUCAACCAGGCGUAUGCCUUCCUGGACGAGUAUCGGGCAUCGGAGAUCAAGCAGAUGAAGGAGCAACUGGCACGGACCAAGGAUCCGGCUCAGAAGGAGGAGCUCAAGCGCGCCAUCACAUCGGCGACGGAUCGACAGCGGGCUCUGGAGAACAAGAGGCGCGAGCAAGAAGUGCUCGCCGAGCACAGGAGACGGGAGCGCCAGUUGCUGCGCGAGGGGAAGAAGAGCAAGCCGUAUUUCCUAAAGAGAUCGGAAAUCAAGCGGCAGGUGCUGAAGAAGAAAUACGAGUCCAUGGGAGCGAAAGAACGGGCCAAGGCGUUGGAAAGACGGAGAAAGAAGCUUGCUGCGAAGGAGAGGAAAGAGAUGCCCUGGGGGCGGAGAUCAUUACAAGAGACCAGCGGAGGAGAUGGUGGUGGAGCCAAGCCGAAGAAAGGUGGUCGAUAG
Messenger RNA from Rasamsonia emersonii CBS 393.64, 1056 nucleotides. Its product is annotated as rRNA biogenesis protein rrp36. The coding region runs from base 1 to 1056 and encodes 351 amino acids. The transcript is spliced from 2 exons. Gene Ontology annotation, biological process: maturation of SSU-rRNA from tricistronic rRNA transcript (SSU-rRNA, 5.8S rRNA, LSU-rRNA). Gene Ontology annotation, cellular component: 90S preribosome; nucleolus. The record is from RefSeq and is a predicted model, not a curated record. Lineage: Eukaryota; Fungi; Ascomycota; Eurotiomycetes; Eurotiales; Trichocomaceae.